CGGGUCCUAGUGUCUCCCCAGGCUCUGAGGCUUGGUGGUGCCACCUGGCUGAGUUGGGUGGUAGCUUGGUUGUCUGGAUCUCUACUAUCCAGAAGUUCAGAAUUUAUAGAGAGAGAGAGAGAGAUAGUGAGACGAGGGAGACGAGGAGAAGGGAAGGAAGGAAUCAGAGGCUAUAAAGUUGGAGGGAUCAAUUCCUUUCUGUCUUUAUUCGAAGAGUUCAUCUGUUUAUUCCCCUUGUUUUGGGGAUCGCAUGGCCUCGAGUCAUACUUGGUGGGAUUUCUAGCUCCCGUUUUUGCAGCUUGUGUGGGGGGUACCUUGCUGUUUCCUUUAUCCAGUGAUCUAGGCAUGUGGUUGGAUACAACGAGAAGGCAAUUAUGUCGACUACACAAAGAGAUAGCUCAAGCAAUCCUUCAACUUCAUACACUUUCAACCGGAUCCGGCAUCGUAGGCGUUCAAAUGAGGUCAUCCAUGAGGCAGACAAAGCAAGUGGAGGCCAUUUGCUUGUUGAUGACCAAAACAAGUAUAAGUCCAUGCGAACACGUGCAUGGUCAACUGUCUGGAUGCUUGGAGGAUUUGCUUUGAUCAUUUAUAUGGGACAUCUCUAUAUUUGGGCAAUGAUCAUAGCCAUCCAAAUCUUUAUGGUAAGGGAAGUUUUCAACUUAGCAAGAAAGGCUCGUGAAGAUAGAGAUCUUCCUGGAUUUAGGAUUCUGAAUUGGCAUUUCUUUUUCACAACAAUGAUAUUUGUCUAUGGCUAUUUUCUUCGGCGGCAGCUGGUGAACACUGUACUCUCAGAUAAAUUCUUAUAUCGGCUCGUGAGCAGCUUUAUCAAAUAUCAGCUGUUUAUAUGCUAUUUCUUGUACAUCUCAGGCUUUGUAUGGUUCAUACUUACUCUAAAGAUGAAGAUGUACAAGUAUCAGUUUGGCCAGUUUGCUUGGACGCACAUGAUUCUGCUUGUUGUGUUCACCCAAUCUGCAUUUACUGUAGCAAACAUAUUUGAAGGGAUUUUCUGGUUUCUUCUGCCUGCGUUUCUUAUUGUUAUUAAUGACAUUGCUGCUUAUAUUUUUGGCUUCUUCUUUGGCCGAACACCUUUGAUCAAGUUAUCUCCGAAGAAAACUUGGGAAGGCUUCAUUGGGGCAUCUGUUACAACCAUAAUAUCAGCAUUCUUGUUAGCAAACUUUUUGGGACGUUUCCAAUGGCUAACAUGUCCAAGGAAGGAUCUAUCUACAGGGUGGCUCCAUUGUGAUCCUGGUCCUUUGUUCAAGCCUAAAUGUUACUCCCUUGGGAUGUUGCCUUCCUGGUUCCCUUGGAAAGAGAUCACAGUUUUGCCUGUUCAGUGGCAUGCUUUAGCACUUGGACUAUUUGCAUCGAGCAUAGCACCUUUUGGUGGUUUUUUCGCAAGUGGCUUCAAAAGGGCCUUUAAGAUCAAGGACUUUGGUGACAGCAUACCUGGGCAUGGUGGCAUGACUGAUCGCAUGGAUUGUCAGAUGGUGAUGGCUGUAUUCUCUUACAUCUAUUAUCAGUCAUUCAUUGUGCCUCAUAACGACACCGUUGACACUAUCCUUCAACAGAUCUUGGGUAACCUAUCAAUCGAGGAUCAAAUCGACCUAUAUAGGCAGCUUGGUGAUAGACUGAUGGCGUCGCAUCUCAAUAGCUCUUGAAGCUUACCCCUGUAACAUAAAUACUUGUUUUGUAUAGGCGGUUUCUGUCCAUGUCCUGUUCCCGACAUUUCUUGUUUCUCCUUAUUUGGAAAAGUUGGGCAGCUUUAGUUAAGUUUGAUUUUGUUUUUCUGCUCUGAAGAACAUGGUUCAGUGAACGUUCACCUCUCUCUCUCGAUUGAGAUGGAAGUGGUUUUGCGUCUUCACAUUUACUCGAUUGUUUCAA
Messenger RNA from Nymphaea colorata (pocket water lily), 1881 nucleotides. Its product is annotated as phosphatidate cytidylyltransferase 1-like. The record is from RefSeq and is a predicted model, not a curated record. Gene Ontology annotation, molecular function: phosphatidate cytidylyltransferase activity. Lineage: Eukaryota; Viridiplantae; Streptophyta; Magnoliopsida; Nymphaeales; Nymphaeaceae. Gene Ontology annotation, cellular component: endoplasmic reticulum membrane. Bases 375 to 1658 code for a protein of 427 amino acids. The transcript is spliced from 12 exons.